GGCGGGCGCACAGGUCCCGGGCGUGUGUUGAUAGCGCGGCUCGGUGCAUGCGGGGCUUUCCCGGGGGCCGGCGCGGCGCGUGGGCGGGAGCCCGGCUCUCUGCUCCCCUCCCUGCACCCCACGCGGAAGAAGCCUUGGAGAGAGAGGAGGCGGCGGGGCUCAGGGCUUGAAGGAACAUGAGGUUUUCUGGGCUUUCAAGAGGAAGAGCUGGUGGACUGCAUAGACAUUGACAACAAUUUGUGUGACGAGAGUGGGACCUGCGACAGGAAAGUCAUCACUUUGGAUAUAUACGUUAAAUCUUAGCCAAUUGCUAGAGGGCAGAAAAUUACCAGACAUGUCCAUAGCCCUCAAGCAAGUUUUUAAUAAGGACAAGACGUUCCGUCCCAAACGCAAAUUUGAACCUGGGACCCAGAGGUUUGAGCUCCAUAAACGAGCACAGGCCUCCCUGAACUCGGGAGUGGACCUGAAAGCAGCCGUGCAGCUGCCCAAUGGAGAAGACCUAAAUGACUGGGUGGCAGUUCACGUGGUUGACUUUUUCAACAGGAUCAACCUGAUCUAUGGAACUAUCUGUGAGUUCUGCACAGAGAGGACCUGCCCGAUGAUGUCUGGGGGCCCUAAGUAUGAGUACCGGUGGCAGGAUGACUUGAAGUACAAGAAGCCCACUGCAUUGCCAGCACCCCAGUAUAUGAACCUUCUCAUGGACUGGAUCGAGGUGCAGAUCAACAAUGAGGACAUAUUCCCUACUAGUGUGGGUGUUCCCUUUCCAAAGAACUUCCUUCAGAUCUGCAAGAAGAUCCUGUGCAGGCUGUUCCGGGUAUUCGUCCACGUCUACAUUCAUCACUUCGACCGCAUCAUCAUCAUGGGAGCUGAGGCCCACGUCAAUACCUGUUACAAGCACUUUUAUUACUUUGUAACAGAGCUCAACGUCAUAGACCGCAAGGAGCUAGAGCCUUUGAAAGAGAUGACAACCAGGAUGUGUCACUAAAGAGCCACCUGUCGCACAGAAGAGAAAUCCAAUUUCAUCCUUAUUGCAAAGCUAGAGAUCAUGAGAGACCUCCUGGGCUGAACCUGCCUGUUAAUUCCCAGGGGUGGGAAAGUCAAGGACAGAAGGUUACUUUCACAGAUGCUUCUCAACAUUACGUGUGCUCUUAACCCUGAAAAUGCUGCUAGGAGCCUCCUCUGAAUGAUGUGGAUUACCAAGUGAGAAAGAAUUGUCUUGGAAUCUUUUUCUGGUUCCUGAAUUAUUGAGGAGGAAUUCUUCAGUCACAGUGACGUUCCAUGUUCCUGCUGUGCAAGCUUUACUGGAACUCAGGUUUUUAGGCUGGCCUGUAUAUUUGUAAUUUUGAAAUGAACCUGUGUUGUUAGUUGAAAAGAUUUUGUAUACUUUGAUUUUGUGUACUUUGUUUUCCAAGUUCAGCACAAUAUUAAGAAUUCUGGAACUUCAGCAAAAUUUUCAGGUGGAGCCUUCCGUGUCUGCAUAGGACUUUAGACGCCAGCAAAGGUUUGUGGGUAAAUAUUCCAAAAUGCCACUGAGCCUCAACGUCCAUAGGAACACAGCUGCUUUCCCCAGCAGAUCUGGCAGUGUGUACUUUGCUUGUUUUCUUGGUUCAGCUCUCAGUUAGGUGACGAUGGGCCAGAUUCUGAUCUCGGCUCCAUCUGUGUAAACCCAGAGUAACAUCAGUGAGUUCAGUGGAGUCGCCCUGGAGUUACACCAGUGUGACUGACAGCACAGUCUGGCCCAGUAUCUGUACAAAGAAGGGUGGUGGUAAGUAGAGUUGAACGAAAUGCCCUAUGUACCGGUGACCACAGGGGUUUGGUGCAUGCAUGUAAUUUUAGCUCUGUCCUGUUUCUUUUUCUCCCCCACCUCAUUCUUUUCAAGGUGAGGAUAUUCCGUUUGUGGGGGAAAAGGGGUUAUAAAUUAACGAAGACUAUUUGGGAGAAGGUGAGGUCAAAACCAUAAUGCAUGACUGCAUUGCAUGUAAAUACUGUCUAAUAAGACAGGCUGUCUUCCACACUACAAACAUAUAGUAUAACAGUUCCCAGUAUACAGUCUAAUUUAAAUCAGUGACCUCAACAUCUGGCCUAAGGUAUUCAUCGUAAACUCAUUAACUUAUGUACAGUGUGCCUGGUGCCAUGGUGAUGGGCCCAUUAGAAAUAUUUGUAAUCGUAUUUACUGAGAGAAGGUCUCUAGAGACACAUUUUAACAAGUGGAAAAUAGACAGAAUAGUCCCAUAUAUUCUGUGCCUUCUAAGGAAUUUGGCAUGGACCUUUUGUUCAAUAAUAAAGAUGUUCUUUCAGAUCAUGUGCCGAUUCCUGCUGCCCCUAAGCAUUUAUUCCCACCAAGUGAUUUUAACAGUCUCUGCUUCUUCUGAGGUAGUAUUGGAAGCAAACUUCAUAGAGUAUCCAGUGAUGGAGUACUAGUGAUGAUAUAUGAUAGACUGAAAUAUAGCAGACACUAAAGAAUAACAACAAAUAUCUGAGCUCAUAUUGUUGCACAUAAUGAUAAUGUCUUAUUCCCCUGCUUGAUUUAAUAGGCUCUGCAGCAGAGGUGCAGAAGUCAAUGAUCACAUAUAUGCAGGGACAAAGGGUUUGAGCUAUGAAAAUUCAUUGUUGCUAAGUUGGAAGUUUUUCCAUAUCUUUAGAAUUACGCAAAUAGUGUUAACCCUUGCCUUCAAGGAAUGUUCAACUUUCAGUUUGUUACAUUGAACUAAAGUACUCCUUCCUCUUUCAUUGCUCUUUUGCAAUCAAGCUACUUCUUGAAUGCACUACAGGGACUAUGCUACACAUGAUCUUCGUAACAUUCAUUUGGCUGGUGCUUACCCACUGCGUAAUUGUGGAACUCAUUGCCACAAGAUAUCACUGAGGCCAAGAGCUUAGUAGGAGUGUUUAAAAAAAAUAGUUAUAUGGUUAGAGAGAAUAUUAAUAAUAAUCCAUCACAUGAUUUCUUGUACCUUCCUUGGAAGCAUCUAAUUCUAGCCACCAUCACAGACAGAACUGCUGGUCUGGUGUGGCAUAUCCUGUAUUGUUAAUUUCUAGCAUUUCAAAGGGUUAAGACAAAUGGCGGUUCACUACCAAUAUUUCCACAGCUUUGCCCUAUGCAAUGAAAGUUUAUAUAAAGAAGAUGUGAAUCCGUGGAAUCUUUAAGCAGAAAAUCAAACCGUGACUAGAUAAAAUUGAGAAGCCUAAUAUUUUAUCUACAAAGUCAUUUUUAUUUUACCUUUCACUAAAGCCACUUACUAUAUACUGUCUGGGUCUAAUUAACAUAGUUCUAUUCUAAAAUGUGCAGGAAUUUGUUCCCUGUUGUUUUGAAUAACUUUUUUGUGAUGGUGAUAAUUUCACCAAAUUUGAAAAACUGUUUUUUUAAUGUUUUUUUUUUUUUGUUUGUUUUUAAAUUAGGUCCAGUUCAGUUUAAUAACUAUUGUGCUCUCCCUAAUGGCUGUUAUAGAUUCUGCAGCAGAGAGAGACCCCAGAGAUAUCCUGGCUGUCUCAGCCAGAAUUCCUAUUGGGUGGCACUAGGAGAGUCCAUUGCAAAACAGGAGCGGCACCAGCCAUUGAAAGGUGUAGUGUGUGCUUGCUGCCUACACAGGCCCAUGUAGAAAAGGGAUGCAGACAUAGACCCACACUUGGCCCAUUCUGUUUGGGCACAGUCCUGCUGCUGCUAAUAUUAGUCUUAUCCUUGUGCUGAGGGAACACCAGGACUGGAUUGUGCCUGACCCCUGUACAGGAGGAAAGGAACGGCUCUUUGAGUUCCCUCCUCUUUGUUCUCAUGCGCAAGGCUAAGCACAUUUUGGCCCAAAGCGCAAUUAUGAAAUGGGCAUCUCACAGCAGCCCAAGUAAGUUUGUUAUUACAAAAAAAUCCAUGCAAACCUUCAUCCCUAAAGUUAACAAUGCUAGGAAAUAAUGAAAUGUAUGUUAUUGCACGACCAUUUUGGAUGUACCUGUCAUUUCUGGGGUUUGACUUGGCAGAUUAUUUCCCAACAAGAGUCUGCUAUAUCUUUCUGCAGAUAGUAUAAGUGUUUAAUUCAGCACUGGCCUGGGUGCCUCAAACAAUGUGGCAUGGCUCAUUUUCCUCCCUCCCCAUCUCUGUGACUUUUAACAGCCCAACAAUAGCAAAGGGUAGAAUGUGGAGUAUCGUCAGACUUGCGAGUUUUAAAUUAAUCCCUGCAUUAGCGAGCAGAGUCAGGGUGCUGUAAACAUUAGUCCAGGAGAUUAUAAUUUCACCCUUGAUAAUCCACCUAGCGUCAGAGAUAAAUAUAAUCUUAUUUCAGUUGUUAAUCACAGGCCCUGUUUUACACAGACUCAUCGGCAUACUUAACAAGAGAGUAGCUAAAACUUCAGUGGAUGUACAUCUAACUAAUCCACUUAACCUAAGAAGGGAAGUCCACCCACUAGACUUCACUGAUAGGCAGAAUUCUUAACUGUCUUCUAGGCUCAACUUCAAAUAUGUAUGUUUCUGUUCUUUUGCCAUGAACUCCCUAAAUACUUCAACCAGGUUUUAGCCGUUGUGUCUUCUGUUUCUUGCCUUCUAAAAAAGGAUUAACCUUUAUUCCGGUGCUUACCUGCUCUUAAUGCUAAAGAUAACAGUUUCAGGGGAAUCCAACAAGAAAAACCUGCUUUUGUUGAUCAAGAGUAUUGCUAGCUUUAUGCCAGGAUUUGGGAUGCUGCUGUGUGACCAAAACACCCCAAAACACACAGUGAUGAGGAAUUUUGGGAAGGACUUUUCUUUUGGGUGUAAUACAUGCACUACUCUUUGACACAUCUAAUGACAAUGGGGCCAAAUGCUAACGUCCUCCCUUGGUUCUUACUCCGGGAAAAGUCCCAUUGACCUUCAGUGGGAGUUUUGCCUUAGUGACAGCUAAGAGCCAAAUCAUGUGCUCCGAUGGGAAGGCUAAGAAACUGCACGUGGGAAACUGAAUUUCCUUCCAAGUUAUCCCCCGGUAGGCAGCAAGCCUUGCACAAUGUGGGAUGUGCGGCUCCCCUGACCCGAGGAUACCUCAUGAUCUGUGGGGUAAGCCCACGGGGAUUUACAAAGAGCUAGUAUAUUCAUGCAACGGCCCGGUGCCCACAUAUUGUCAUGAUUAUCCUAUAUGGGGAAAUUGCUCUGGGUUUGGAGGAUGCUGCUGCCAUAGAUUUCUUCCCCAGCUCCACCGAGCUAUGCCUCCCCAAACCAAACAGCCUCCAUUCCUGCCCUUUGACAACAUUUAGCUCCAAGAGCUUGGUUUUUGUUCCUUUCGUUCGCUCUAUAAAGGAAAAGAAGGUGAGGGCUGUGAGUAAGAACUACAGAAUUGGAUCAAAUGCCUAUAAAAUAGGAAUAUGUCUGCUGCCAAGUGCAGUGCUUUAGGAAUGGGUUUAUGCUGCAGGUAUCACACAACACUAGCAAGCUGUCAGUAAUGGGGCAGUGCGUAUAUCAGAAGGAAGAAUGGGAUUUUCCUACUGGUUCCAAAGGCAAAAUAAACCAAGAGUGGCCUCUGAAUCACUAAUGAUAACCUUGUAGUUUUGUUAAUGUAAAUUUAGUGUGAUCCAAUUUAUCUUUGUGUUUCUUCAUGAGAGAGAGAGAGAGAGAGGUAGGCAAUGCUAUUUGGAAGGUAGCCAAACAAAGUUGGAGCUUUGAAAUGGGGAGAUUGUUUCUUUUCUGUGUAACAGAUUUUCCUGUUUUUAAAUGGAUAUAUUAUAAUAAAGUUUUAUAACAGAAUAUUCUCCCUGGGAAGAAAUGAAUUAGAUAUCUGAGCUUGUGUGCGUGCCUGUGUGCGCAUUUGUGGUUUUUCCCCACCAUUAAAUAGAUACAGAGGCUUUUUUGUUUCAUAAUUUUUAGGGGAAAUGCUUUUUUCUAACAAAUGAUUUGAAUAUACUGUUCCUUUUUUCCUUCCAUGCACCAGUGCUGUUCAACAUGUUAAUUUUUUUAGCAAUGUCCAAGAAAUUUUUAGACUAUUUUAGUUCUGUUUGUGAUUAAAUGAAGGGUUCAGCUGUAUGAAAAGCGAGACCGACACUAACUGUUGAAGUCAUAUAACAAAAAACAGGAUAAAAUGGAAGACUACUUGUCAAAUCAAUCCUAGUUUGUGAACCUGAGGAAUUCAAACAUCACAAAUAAAAGAUGCAUAACCCUG
Messenger RNA from Malaclemys terrapin pileata, 6104 nucleotides. RefSeq names its product MOB kinase activator 3B (gene MOB3B). The coding region runs from base 335 to 985 and encodes 216 amino acids. Gene Ontology annotation, cellular component: nucleus; cytoplasm. The record is from RefSeq and is a predicted model, not a curated record. Gene Ontology annotation, biological process: positive regulation of protein phosphorylation; signal transduction. Lineage: Eukaryota; Metazoa; Chordata; Testudines; Emydidae. Gene Ontology annotation, molecular function: protein kinase activator activity. The transcript is spliced from 4 exons.